This is a messenger RNA of Notothenia coriiceps (black rockcod), 644 nucleotides long. Its product is annotated as chromodomain-helicase-DNA-binding protein 7-like. Gene Ontology annotation, molecular function: ATP binding. The annotation marks the transcript as partial. The transcript has 2 exons. The record is from RefSeq and is a predicted model, not a curated record. Lineage: Eukaryota; Metazoa; Chordata; Actinopteri; Perciformes; Nototheniidae.
AAUAACAUUCAAAUACUCAUGUAAAGUACAAGUAUCUCAAGAUUUUACUUUAGUACUUGAGUGAAUCUACUUGGCUACUUUACACCACUGCCCCUUACCAUUUGAGGGUGAAUACUGUUCAUGGAUGUUUUUGGAAUAAGAAGGACUCAAAUCAAGUCUCUGAGUAUGACAGAUCAUUUUCCAGCUUGUUGCACAUUUUUUGCAUUAGAUCACUGGUGUGGAAAACAGACCGCCUCACCCCUGUGGAAAAGCAGCAGCAGCAGCAGCAGCAGCAGCAGCAGCAAUAAUGAUCUAAAGGGAAAGAUGGUUGAGGUCAUGGAAGCAUACUGCGGAGUCAUGUCAAAGUUCCGGAGGUUUACAUCAGGGCCAAAGCGGGACUGGUCUCUGAGAUGUCAGACUUACGUAACUGUAUCUUGGCUGACGAGAUGGGUCUAGGAAAGACCAUCCAGUCUAUUACAUUCCUCUAUGAGAUUUUCAAGAUGGGCAUCCAGGGGCCGUUCUUGGUCAUCGCCCCGCUCUCCACCAUCCCCAACUGGGAGAGAGAGUUCCGCACCUGGACGGAGCUUAACGCUGUGGUGUACCACGGCAGCCAGGCCAGCCGCAAGACCAUCCAGGCCUACGAGAUGUACCACCGAGACACACAG